Choloepus didactylus (southern two-toed sloth) is the source of this 443-nucleotide messenger RNA. It is a transcript of the gene LST1, whose product is annotated as leukocyte specific transcript 1. Gene Ontology annotation, biological process: dendrite development; immune response; cell morphogenesis. Bases 86 to 364 code for a protein of 92 amino acids. Gene Ontology annotation, cellular component: membrane. The record is from RefSeq and is a predicted model, not a curated record. Lineage: Eukaryota; Metazoa; Chordata; Mammalia; Pilosa; Megalonychidae. The transcript is spliced from 4 exons.
GAGGAACGCCCGAGGUGGCAACACUUCUCCCCACUUAGGAAGCUUUGGCCAGACUGGAGCCUAUCCACCCUGCAAGCUGUAGGAGAUGGAUAUAUGGCCUUUCCUAUACGGGGGGCUGGGGCUGGGAGGGCUCCUGCUGCUGGUUGUGGUCAUUCUGUCUGCCUGUCUGUGUUGGCUCCAUCGGAGAGUGAAGAGGCUGGAGAGGAGCUGGACCACGUCCUCCCAGCAGGAGCUCCACUACGCAUCUCUGCAGAGGCUGCCAGGUGGUGGUGGUGGGCCUGACCAUAGCAAAGGAGAAGAAGAGGCUGCCAAGAAGGACCCCAGCACCGACUAUGCCUGCGUUGCCAAGAACAAACCCACCUGAGAACCCCCAGGCGGCUCCUCAACCCAGGUGCCUGGGCAGUCACCCUGUGGCUCACCGAUUAAAGACUUUGCUCUCCCCA